Molecule: messenger RNA, 1371 nt
Organism: Acanthosepion pharaonis
Lineage: Eukaryota; Metazoa; Mollusca; Cephalopoda; Sepiida; Sepiidae
Source: the annotation of a GenBank genome assembly
AUGAUAACACCUGAUAGGCAAAUAAGACGAUGGAUUUUAAACCGAUUAAACUACACAUGGGGAAAAGAAGAAAUAAAAGAGACAGAGACUCUCUCACUCUCUCUCUCUCUCUCUCUCUCUCUCUCUCUCUCUCUCUCUCUCUCUCUGUGUCUUCUCCCCCUCUCUCUCUCUUUAUGUCUUCUUUCAUUUUCUUUCUCAUUCUAUGCCUCAGCUUCUCCCCCUCUCUCCCCCUCUCCCCCUCUCUCUCUUUCACGCUUGCUCUUCUUCUCUCUUUAUUUUUCUCGCCUUCCUUUUCUCUCGGCUAAUUAUCUGAUCUAUCUGAAUCUGGUGGUUGUUGUCGAGGUCAAAGAGACAACAUCUGACCAAAUUUACAGCAUCUUUCUUUCUUCAAAUAUACAGCAUCUUUCUCUCUCCAAAUUUACAGCAUCUUUCUUUCUCCAAAUUUACAUCAUCUUUCUCUCUCCAAAUUUACAGCAUCUUUCUCUCUCCAAAUUUACAGCAUCUUUCAUUCUCCAAAUAUACAGCAUCUUUCUCUCUCCAAAUUUACAGCAUCUUUCUCUCUCUCCAAAUAUACAGCAUCUUUCUUUCUCCAAAUUUACAGCAUCUUUCUUUCUCCAAAUUUACAGCAUCUUUCAUUCUCCAAAUAUAGAGCAUCUUUCUCUCUCUCCAAAUAUAGAGCAUCUUUCUUUCUCCAAAUUUACAGCAUCUUUCAUUCUCCAAAUUUACAGCAUCUUUCUCUCUCCAAAUUUACAGCAUCUUUCUCUCUCCAAAUUUACAGCAUCAUUCUCAGAAUUUUCCCAAACUCCUGUAAUUUGUGUCCGUGCUCAAUUUUUUCUUUCAAUCUAUUCGCUAUUUUCUUUGUUUUUUCUUAGAUGCCUGUUUUGUCAUUCAUUCAUGUUUUUCAUUUCCAAAAAUCUUACUUAUUCUCUCUUCUUUUUGCAGCUUUCUUUUUUGAGUAUUUCUUUAAGUCCUCCCUCUGCUUUUCUCUAUGUUCGAAUUUCUCUCUAUCACUUUCCUUUAUUCCCUUUUUCUUCUUCUUUAUUCUUUCGUUCUAUUUAUCUUCUUUUUUUCUAUCUUUCUUGUCCUCCAAAAUCAACAAUCUGGCCUGAAUCUUUUUUCUUUUCGACUAUUUUUUUUCUCUUAGUCACUUUUUCAUUCCAUCCCUGUUUCUGUUUGUCGCUCUCUUCCUUACUUCCCUCUCUCCCUAUUCCUGUUACCCUUUACACUUUUUUUUUCUCCGUCAUUCUCUCACUGUCUGCUUCCAACGGAAUUUGCCUAAACAAGUCUCCAGCUCAUCCAUUAUUCAUCCAGAUAGUUAGCCGUCAUCCAAACCUAACGGCGGCCAUUUAUUCCUCCCUAUCUUCUUCCUAG